Molecule: messenger RNA, 1788 nt
Organism: Solanum dulcamara
Lineage: Eukaryota; Viridiplantae; Streptophyta; Magnoliopsida; Solanales; Solanaceae
Product: protein indeterminate-domain 11-like
Exons: 5
Coding region: 227-1687 (486 amino acids)
Cellular component (GO): nucleus
Molecular function (GO): DNA-binding transcription factor activity
Source: RefSeq, a predicted model, not a curated record
UGGACGUCAGAGACUAGCUGUAUAGAGGGUGUGGAAGAAAGAGAGAAGAUUACAGCCUCUUCUCAUCCACAUCUCUCCCCUUCUUAUUUUUUUUUUACAAGAAAAAACUACCAGCUUGUUUGUUUGGGUGAUGCCAAAGGCAAGAAGAAAUUAAAGCAGCAGUUGAAGCUUUUAAGCAGAAAAGAGUAUUCAUCAGGACUUUGAUGAUUCAACAAAUUAACACAACAUGUCCAUUUUAACUUGUGAAGAAGCUGCUGCAAGUUUAUCUUCUUCUAACAAUAUGAAUAACGAUACUAAAGGAGCCAUAUUUUAUCCAUCUCAUGAGCAUCACUUAGUUACUCCACAAUAUCAAAGUCCACCUCAACAAAUCAAGAAAAAGAGAAACAAACCAGGCAAUCCAGAUCCAGAAGCAGAAGUGAUAGCUUUAUCGCCCAAGACACUAGUAGCAACCAACAGAUUCUUUUGUGAAAUUUGUAACAAAGGGUUUCAAAGAGACCAAAAUCUACAACUCCAUAGAAGAGGACACAACUUGCCAUGGAAGCUGAAGAAGAGAGAAAAUAAGGAAGUAGCGAGGAAGAAGGUUUAUGUUUGUCCAGAGUCGAGUUGUGUGCAUCAUGACCCGUCUAGGGCUUUAGGGGACCUUACUGGAAUUAAGAAGCAUUUUAGCAGAAAACAUGGUGAAAAGAAGUGGAAAUGUGAGAAAUGUUCAAAGCGUUAUGCAGUUCAAUCUGAUUGCAAAGCUCACUUCAAGACUUGUGGCACUAGAGAAUACAAAUGUGAAUGUGGUACUAUUUUUUCAAGACGAGAUAGUUUCAUAACACACAGAGCAUUCUGCGAGACUUUAGCUGUAGAGAGUGCAAGAGCAGGAAAUGCAACAAUUUUGUCAUCUCAAAUGAAUCUCCACUUCCAACAACCUCAGUACUUUCAUCAUGAACAGAUUCCAGCCAUGAAAAAAGAGCAGCCAAUUAGUGAUCAUUUCAGACAUAUUGAGAUUCCUCCAUGGCUAAUGACUACUAAUUCCCAACCAUUUCAGCUUGGACCUGCUAAUCCUGCUCCUUCACCACCCAAUAAUUUUAGCUCAUCAGCUACUACUAGGUUAGAUCAACAAUACACGCAGAGCCAUAAAGAUUUAAAUAUUCAUGAUCACAACCCAAACCCUAAUCUCACAGGAACAGGAGAAUCAGGUGCGGUCUCUCCAGUACACAUUUCUGCAACCGCGUUGUUGCAGAAAGCAGAUUUUGGUUCUACAAUCUUUAACAAAGCAAGUGCUGUCUCUGCUUCUUACACAGGCCCAGGCUCAGCCAAACUACCCCACAAUACUCACGUGUCUGUUACUAGUACUGAUUCUGCUACCAAACAAACUGGUCAGAAUUUGUCAGAGCUGAUGACCACUGCAAAUAUAAGUGGAAUGAUGACAUCUUUUUCUAAUUUUGCUAAUACUGGGUUCGAAGGGUCAACGUUUGAAGAUGCGAUAUUAUUUGGUGGAUUUAGCAAUUUGAAUUCAAAGAAAGAAGAGGAUGAUCAGCAGCUCUACUUCAACGGAACUAAUCUGAAUGAGGAGGAUCAUAUGACCAAAGAUUUCUUGGGUUUAAGAACUCUCUCUCAUACUGAUGAUAUUUUCAACAUUGCUGCUCUUGUUAAUACUGAAACCCAUAACUUUAAUAAUCAUAAAACUUGGCAAAGUUAAUUAGAAUCAUCUCUUUUUGAGCUAGUUAGAAAGUAAUACUCCUAUGUAUUGUACGCACUUUUGAAGCAACUCUAUCGGUCCGCGGAUGAAUUCAAAUAUUA